UUGUGGCGUGGUGUCACGAUUUAAAGUUCCUGGAUACCGGAGCUCGUGUUUACCGCUAGAUUUCCGCAGCAACUGGACGGUUCCGCCGGUUUCCUCCACCGAAAGAGGUUCGGCAGUAAAUGCUCAGUGGCGGGUCGCGCAGACAAAGGAAGAGCCGCGGGCCGUGUGUGGGCUGUGGAGAGCUCGAGCAUCGAGGCGUAAACACGGCACGGAGCCUCACUGUUAAACGUCUGAUCUGGGAAUAAAACGCUUUUAUAAGCCAUGUCUGACCAAAAGGACGGGAAGGGGGCAGCGAACGGGGACGCCGUGGACGCCAGACAGGCAGACGCACCAGAUGCUGGUAAGGCCGAGGCUGGAGCAGGGGAGCCCAUGCAGGUGGAUGCCAAAGGUCACUCAUAUAGCUUCAGAUACAGCCUGAACUACCCCUGCAUCGGCCACUGCAUCAUCAUCAACAACAAGAACUUCCACGGGAGUACUGGCAUGAACCAGCGCAACGGUACGGAUGUCGAUGCAGGAAACGCCAUGAAAACGUUUGGAAAGCUGGGAUACAAAGUGAAGGUGUUCAACGAUCAGACAGUGGCGCAGAUCACGCAAGUUUUAAGUGCAGUUGCCCGGGGAGAACACAGCCGCUGUGCCUCGUUUGUGUGCGUGUUGCUGAGUCAUGGAGAUGAGGGAGUGUUGUUCGGGACAGAUAAAGCGGUGCAGCUGAAAGCCCUAACCAGCCUGUUCAGAGGAGACCGCUGCCCCUCACUAGCGGGCAAACCCAAACUCUUCUUCAUACAGGCCUGCAGGGGCACUGACCUGGACGCGGGUAUUGAAAUGGACAGUAACUCGGAUGGUUCACCUGUGAAAAUCCCAGUGGAGGCUGAUUUCCUCUAUGCCUACUCUACAGCGCCAGGUUAUUAUUCUUGGAGGAACACCAUGACCGGCUCUUGGUUCAUCCAGUCUCUCUGUGAGAUGAUCAACAGGUACGGCAGAGAGCUGGAGAUCCUGCACAUCAUGACCAGGGUCAACCACAAGGUGGCGCUAGACUUCGAGUCCACCUCCAACUCGCCGGGCUUCGACGCCAAGAAACAGAUUCCCUGCAUUGUGUCCAUGCUGACCAAAGAGAUGUACUUCACUUCUUGAGGGGAUGCAAGCCAGACCUACUUUUCUAGAAAUGUGUCGUUGCGGAUAAAGCCACAGUCAGGGAAUUCAGGUCAACAAACAGGCAGCCACAUUAGCCACUGGAUGAAGGGAAAGGGAAUACGUUCAUGACAAUUAAAACACAAGAGCCAGUAGCCAACACCGUCACAUAAAACACCAUUUAAAGGCUCCUAGUAGGUGCUCAUUAUUUUUGAAAACCAAAAACAUUAGGAAAGCCCUUGUAUUUAGCCUUGCAGUGUAGCGAUGAGCAUUUCGGUCUAAUUUGAUACUUGAAUUCGUAAGGCAUUUUUAAAAAGUAUCAAAAUACACCCCCAUCGGCAAUAAAAGGAAAUAGUUCCAGAUGUUACAGGCCGGAUGUGUCGUUAACAGAAUCGCAGCGUCCA
Molecule: messenger RNA, 1529 nt
Organism: Colossoma macropomum (tambaqui)
Lineage: Eukaryota; Metazoa; Chordata; Actinopteri; Characiformes; Serrasalmidae
Product: caspase-3-like
Biological process (GO): keratinocyte differentiation; erythrocyte differentiation; proteolysis
Cellular component (GO): cytoplasm
Source: RefSeq, a predicted model, not a curated record